GAGAGAGAAUUUUUUUUCAAGGAUCUCCUUUGGCUUCUUUCACAAUUAAUUUUGGAUCGACACAAUUAUCUCAGAGAGAGAGAGAGAGAGAGAGAGAGGAGAGAGAAUGUGGCCAUUGAGCAGGAAAGGGCCAUCUGGGUUCUCAUCAUCUUCAACAGCAGAGCAAGUUACAGAGGGAGUUGAUGGAACUGGCCUCACCGCCAUUGUCACUGGAGCAUCAAGUGGCAUAGGUACUGAGACUGCUCGAGUUCUUGCACUGCGUGGUGUCCAUGUUGUUAUGGGAGUGAGAAACUUGGCUGCUGGUAAUACUGUUAAAGAAGCAAUUGUGAAGGGAGUACCUGCUGCUAAAGUUGAUGUACUCGAAUUAGACCUCAGCUCGCAGGCAUCAGUGAAGAAGUUCGCUUCCGAUUUUGGCUCCUUGAAUCUCCCGUUGAAUAUUCUGAUCAACAAUGCAGGAAUUAUGGCUACUCCCUACUUGCUAUCGCAUGAUGGAAUAGAGCUCCAGUUUGCAACAAAUCAUAUUGGUCAUUUUCUUCUAACAAAUCUUUUGUUGGAGAACAUGAAGGAUACAUCCCGUAAAAGUAAUACUGAAGGAAGGAUUGUCAUUCUUUCAUCAGAGGGCCACAGAAUGACCUACCCCUGUGGGAUUCGUUUUGAUAAAAUCAAUGAAGAGAAGGGAUAUGUCAAUUAUCUUGCUUAUGGCCAGUCCAAGCUUGCAAACAUUUUGCAUGCAAAUGAGUUGUCUUGGAGGCUUGAGGAGGAGAAGGUCAACAUAACUGCUAAUUCAGUUCACCCAGGAGUUAUCGUCACCAAUCUUUUUCGCCAUCAUAGGAUCAUAAAUGGCAUCAUGAGUACCAUUGGCAAGUUGGUCAUGAAAAAUGUUCAGCAGGGGGCAGCAACAACCUGUUAUGUGGCACUGAAUCCUCAAGUUAGAGGAGUUACCGGGAAGUACUUCAGCAACAGCAACUUGUCCACCCCAAAUGCCCAAGCUACAGACACAGAGUUGGCAAAAAAACUAUGGGAUUUCAGUUUGAAAAUGGUUUCAGCUUGACAUCAGUUUAUCUGUCAAUCUCCAAAAAUUGAUGUGUUGUGGUUUUUGCCUUUAUAUCUGUAAAAUUGUGAGAAAUGUUGGACCGUAGUAAAACUAGAUAAAAGGAAAACCAUACGUGUGUGUGCUUAAUGAAAUUCUCAAUGGCUUGCCGAGAAUGCAUAAUUAUGUUUGGUGCUGUAUGGGAAUUUUUCAUUGAGAUCUGCUGCUGUAUGAAAUGGUGAACUUGAAAAUUGCCAGAGCUUUGAUAAGAAGAAACUUAAACAAUGCCAGGGUUCUUUUGUUUU
This is a messenger RNA of Asparagus officinalis (garden asparagus), 1335 nucleotides long. Its product is annotated as short-chain dehydrogenase TIC 32, chloroplastic-like. NCBI's taxonomy places the organism in Eukaryota, Viridiplantae, Streptophyta, Magnoliopsida, Asparagales, Asparagaceae. The record is from RefSeq and is a predicted model, not a curated record.